This is a messenger RNA of Iphiclides podalirius (scarce swallowtail), 513 nucleotides long. The record is from the annotation of a GenBank genome assembly. NCBI's taxonomy places the organism in Eukaryota, Metazoa, Arthropoda, Insecta, Lepidoptera, Papilionidae.
AUGGCCAUUAUAAGGCCACUUCGCCCACGGCUUGGAACAACGAGUGCUAAGUUAGUCGUCGCCGCAGUAUGGUGCGGCGCAUUGGCUACAGCGGGGCCUAUUCCAGUUGUUUCGGAAAUACAGAGGCCCACUGAUUGGCAUAGAAUUUGCGAGGCAGACAUAUGCCUCGAACAGUGGAGCGGUCCAAAUCAGAGCCGUCAAUAUACGUGUGCGUUAAUGGUGUUACAGUUCUUGUUGCCAUUAACGGCACUGGUUUGCACUUACGCCCGUAUAGCUCACGUGGUAUGGGGAGGAAAACCCCCGGGUGAGGCAUUGUCAGAACGCGAUGCACGCAUGCAGCAUUCGAAAAGGAAGAUGGUUAAGAUGAUGGUGACAGUCGUCGGGGUAUUCACAAUAUGCUGGCUACCUCUCAAUACUUUUAUCGUACUUUGGGCUGUGCAUGAGAAAGAUGAAGGUUGGGCGACUUGGCCUGGAAUGCCGGAAGAGUUCCGUGUGGUGGUCACCGACAUCCGA